AUGGCCACCAAAACAUUCAACGUCGGCGUCAUUGGAUAUGGCAUGUCCGCCAAGAUCUUUCACAUCCCCUUCAUCACCACGACACCGCAGUUCAAGCUGUAUGCUAUCGUCCAGCGCAGCCCCAAGGACGGCAACUCGGCGCCGGCCGACCACCCCGAUGCGAAGCACUACACCGACGCCAACGACCUGCUCGCCGACCCGGCCGUCGACGUCGUCGUCGUCACCACGCCGCCCGACAACCACUUCGCGCUGACCAAGGCCGCGCUCGACGCCGGCAAGCACGUGCUGACCGAGAAGCCGUUCGUGCCGACGUCCGCCGAAGCCGACGCGCUAAUCGCCGCGGCGCGCGCCCGCGGCCGCCUGAUCUGCGUGUACCAGAACCGCCGCUGGGACUCGGACUUCCUCGCGGUGCGCCACCUGCUGGACGCGGGCACGCUCGGGCGCGUGCUCGAGUUCAACACGCACUUUGACCGUUACAAGGCCGCGGCCGCGACCAACUGGAAGGGUGAACUCGGCAUCCCCCAGGGCGGCAGCGCGCUCUUCGACCUCGGCACGCACCUCGUCGACCAGGCGUACGUGCUCUUCGGCCUGCCGCGCGCUGUGCACGGUCGCGUGCUCUCGCAGCGCGCCGGCGCGCCCGACUUCUUCAACCCGGACGCCGUCGCCGCGGAGCUCACCUACCCGGACGGCAAGCUCGUGCACGUGCGCAUCAGCGCGCUCAGCGCCGAGGUCGAGCAGCUGCGCUUCUGGGUGCGCGGCGACAAGGGCAGCUUUCGCAAGCUCGGCCUGGACCCGCAAGAGGACCAGCUCAAGGCCGGCGAGAAGCCGUCGGCGGCGGGCUUCGGCAAGGACAAGGCGGAGAGCAUGCGCCUGACGGUGGUGGACGCGCAGGGCAAGUCGUCGGUGGUGCCGGCGCCGGACCUGAAGCCGGAGACGUACACGGCGUUUUACCACGCGUGGGGCAGGGCGGUCGAGUCCGGCAAGGAGGAGGACGUGCCGGUUAAGCCGACCGAGGCGCGCGACGUGCUGCGCAUCCUCGAGGCCAUCCUCGAGAGCGCCAAGUCGGGCAGGGACGUUAGUUUUGAGUGA
Messenger RNA from Cordyceps fumosorosea ARSEF 2679, 1089 nucleotides. RefSeq names its product NAD(P)-binding domain protein. The transcript has 2 exons. The coding region runs from base 1 to 1089 and encodes 362 amino acids. Lineage: Eukaryota; Fungi; Ascomycota; Sordariomycetes; Hypocreales; Cordycipitaceae. Gene Ontology annotation, molecular function: nucleotide binding. The record is from RefSeq and is a predicted model, not a curated record.